AAGAAUGGUUCUGCUAGCGCUGGUUUCAAGACUAUUGUCAUAGGGGUUGUGACGCAUUUUCAACCUCAUACGCAGGCUAUCGGGUAAAAUAUGCAGUCAGACCUAUUAUCUUAUUUACUUUUUAAUGACAAUAUUUGAAGCGAAUUUCACCCGUUAUUUUACUGAUGGGCACUUUCAAACUACCUUAAUUACAUGCUGCGAAACGUGUUCAGGUACUGGUGUACGCAUGAAACUGCUACAAGAAUAUGAAGUAUGCGCAUAUGCCAGAGGAGCUGUGUCACACUAGAGCUUGUUUUCGCCAACAAGGUAACGGGGUCACGUAAGUGAUAGUUGGCUUCUUCCAUUGGGUGUAGUGACAAUGCUCGGGUAUGUUUCGAGUUGCUUCUUCACUGAAAUUCUCAAACACAAAAGCGUUUUGCUACUAAAGGUCAAAUGUAUGUUGACCGAACCAAUUUUAACUGAGAUAAACCUGAGUUUCCAUCUAGAGUUCAUCAGGGACAUGCUCGGUAACAUGCUUUAAACUAUGCUUGAUCGCUGAUUUCGAUGUGGAUGAUACUGGGAAGUUGGAAUAAUAACCGCUUUAUGAUUCUCGUUGUGGCCACUCCCUGAGUAAACGUACUUACAAGGUAGACAGAAAUUUGCCGACAGUUGGUUACAAUGGCUGAGAAUACUUCAUGGAGUUUCGAUGAAGCCGAUUUAUCUGCAUGCUUUGACGACACCAUGAAUGGCAUCGGAGCAGGUGUCAGCUCUAUGUUUAAUAUGCGUGAUGCGUUAUCAGCUUUGCCACUCUGUAGUGAAGAAGGUAAACUCACAGACGAUUCUAAACCUGAAGAUGGAUCGAAACUUUCUAUUUUAUCCAGUAACUCAGUACAAAAUGUUGAUAUUUUUGUAUCCACUGCUGAUACCAACUCUCACUUAUUCGAUAACAUUUUAAAGGCGCCAACUUCGUCAGUGACUCGUCUUAGCGAAGCAUCUUUAACUUACUUGAAUCAAGGACAAACGUAUGAACUUAAACUGGAUGCAAAAACUUCAGAGAUAAUGUUUAUCAAGACUUGUGUUCGAGUUACUUUCUACGACAAACAGAUGGAGUUGAAGGAACGUGAGUAUUGGAAUGAUUGGCACCAAACACACCCAAGUGAACAUCUCCUAGACAUAGAUUAUGAAAAAUCAAACGAUUAUGAAGAACUCGUUUUGGGAAAUACAUCAUCAGAUGUGUUACUAUGCGUUUGGAAAUACCCUACGUGCACUGUUGGUCUACGAUUUAAUUGUGUCAGUACUGAGUUCACUGCUAAAAAACAUGGUGGAGAGAAAGGCAUUCCUUUUAAAUUUCAGGUGGACCAUUUCGAAUAUGACACUAGUCGACAUUUGGAAUCAUACGCUUGUCAAAUUAAAGUGUUUAAGAUGAAAGGAGCUGACCGUAAGCAUAGAACAGAUCGAGAGAAAAUUGGACGUAAAUCAAACCAUGAUCAGGCUAUUUAUAAACCUUCACUUCCAGUUACAAAGUUGUCAUUCCUACCGACGAAACAAGUUAAACUGCAUGAUCGUAAUCAUUAUCAUUGUCAAUCGGUUUCAGAUAAAGAAUUCGGCGGUAAUACCUUGAAAGAAUCGGUGACUAAAGCUUUGAAUACAUCUCCUACCACUUCUGUUCCCAGUAAUUCAGCGAAACAACUUAGAAUAGAUGUGAAUGAUAUAAUGAUACAAAAUUCAUUUCCUAAAAAACAAACUGCAAUGGAAAACUUUACACUUGAGGACGUGAAUGAUGCAACACACAAUUUUAAAUUACCCCAUCCAGUUGGAUCCUCCAGGAAUGAUCGAAUGUUACCUGAUUUUGUUACACCUGUACAACCUUUUCGGCGUACAGCGUAUUUAAUGUUAAGAAAUUCAUCUCCUGGUAUCUCACCUUCUCCAUCUUCCAAUGGGCGUCCAAAUUGUAUAAUACAGCCUUGUCUUCAACGGCGUAGACGUCUAAGGGUGGGAGAUUGUUGCGUUGGUGCUUGUUCAUACUGUGGACGAAGUUGUCGAAGUGCUUCUCGAUGGGUCCGGAGUAACAAAAACAGAAUAAUGUGUUCUGCCUGGGAUAAUUCAGUAGGACGAGUAAAGCAAGCUAAUCUAAUUUUUGAGAAAAGAAGAGCCGUACACAGUUAUGACAGCACUUCUAACCUACCUGAAUUACAAAAGUCUAAAGCGAUACGUAUGAAAAUCCCGUUCCAACAUUCCAAUUCGGAUGCUAUGAGUAACUCGAAAAUUUAUGAGCUGAGUACAUCUGGUGAAUCUUCCAGUCUAGGAAAUGAUGAAUUCAGUAAAUGGACUAUUGUCGAUAAAUAUGAUGAUAAAUCCUGUUCAUCAUCUAUCAUUGUGUCAAAUCUUCCACUCAACUCAAUGCAACAAAUCGAUCAAGAUCCUUUACUUGGAAUGUCCAGUGCGACCCCUGCCAGUCGUGAUGCUGGCUACUGUAGUGAUAUUCAUACAUCACCAGGACGGAAUGUAGCAGAAAGAGUUCUAGAUCAAAUUGGAUAUUGCACUGAAGACGAUAAUCAUGAUCGUGAUGACGAUGAUGAUAACGGUGAUGGGGAUUCUUUGAAAUACGAAGAAUUAUGCUUGGAAAAACCUGAUCCUGUGGUCAGUCAUCAAAACUCCUUAUGUGAUUCAAUUGUACAAUUAGUAAAUGUACAACAAACUAGAGCAUCACCAUUAACAAUAGUUAAUGAAUCACUCUCACCUUGUCCUUCUAUCAAUAGUACCAUUGGUAACAUGCCUUCAGUACAUUCUGAAAUGACUGCCUCACAGGUGUCAAGUUGGCUUUGUCAGUCACAUUUCGAGAAUCUUGUAGAAACAUUCAAGAAUUUUACGGGACGUGAUAUGCUUCGUUUAGCAAAAGAGGAUUUAUUAUCAAUAUGUGGAUCAUUAGAAGGUUUACGUCUGUAUAACUCACUUUAUAGCAGACCAAGUGUUCCAAGAUGUAUAUUGUAUGUAUGCUUGAAAGGAGAAACAAUUUAUCAUGCAGUUAUGCUAUAUGAAAUGAAUGUCCAUGAACUACACUGCCGCAUUGCUGGCAUAUUGUCGUGUCGGCAAGAUCAUAUAAAGAUCAUUUGUCUUAUCACAGAGAAUGAUAUUCCUGUGUUGUUAACUGAUGAGCUUAUUGUUCAAUUAAAGGAUAAAAGCACAUAUCAGAUUACAGUGAACCGAACCUGUAGUAACAAAGUCACUGUAUGGUUGAAACCUGUUUAACAAGAGGAUAAAGGAGAAGAAAUGAAUUUUUUAUACUGUGAUAUCACAGCUACAAAUGUUUAAUAUUUCUUUGCGUAUAACAAUGGGCUGUACAGAUUGUAUGGUUUGUUUUACAACUAAUAGUUUCUUUCAUUUAUGCAAAAUUGUACUCUAAUUUCAUUAUUUCUUGUUUAGAUGCGUUUUUUGAAGUUUCUUUCUUCCGAAUGCAUUUACCAUUCAUUAAAGCUUUGAAUUUUAAAAUUAAUUAGAUACACUGUAACGAGAUUGAUAUUUAUGUAUAGAGAUUGAUCGAUAUGAACAGCGUGUAACCAAAAAUAGUUCAACGGAAUGGAAUUCUGCCUUUAGGUCGAGAAAUACAGUUAGUGUUGAGCAUGGAUAAGUGUGCCCAUGUUCCAGCACCUAGUGGAGAGUGGGUAGUUGGUCGACGCACCCAAAACCAGAUGUGAAACCAUUCCUCAGGUUUAGUGUUCCUGAGCUCCACUCUGACGUCUAUUGACUAUAGAAUCUUAGACAAUAUGUUCGUCAGACUGGUUCCUCUAUUGUUAUCACAAGAGGAUUUCUCUCCUUUCUUGAAGAUUGGGACAACCAGUGAUUGAAACCAAUCAGAGAGAGAAUCAUAUCUGAUUCCCAUACAGUAGCUAACACUUCAGUUAAUCUAAGUAAAAAUUCUAAAAUGCCCCUGGUAAUAAUUCAUCCAACCCUGCUGCUCUUCCUCGUUUUGAAUUAUUAACAGCUAUUAUUUGUUAGAGGUUCGGCCUUAAUGCUCUAUUCACGAUAAAGGGAGACGGAAUAGUUGAACUGUUCUUCGAAGUGUUCCAUUUAUCAUCCAGUCGUCUUUCCUACUAGUGAAACGCAGACCCAUCUCUCUCCUCUACAGUUUCACUAACCAUUGAACGUUUCAGAUUACUUCCCUUUAUAAGUCUAAAUAGCUGUUUAGUGUUACCUAUCACCACUGCCUUCUCCAUUUCUUUAACCUUCGCUAUCUCCCACUGUUCACAGUCAUUGUGCAGACUUUUUGUCAGUCUGAGAGGUGCCUAUAUUAUUCAAUGCUCCAGUUUAGUCUUUACUAGAAAUGUCACACAAUGAAACAGUAUUAUUAUUCACUGGAUAACGUUUUUAGACAAUUUGUUGUUCAUAUUGAUUGCGUUCAUUGAAAUGAUAUCAGUAUUCAAACAUUUGGUCGCUUUGGAGUCUGUUGUAAGGCAUCAAGUGAGGUGUUUAUAUCGAGUAGGGUUCAUCAACAAUUUCUACUCUUCGCAUGUUUAUUCAACUUUAUGGACCAUGUGCUUAUGGAACUGUCUCCUACAGUACGCAGUUGGCAUAAUUCUAUUAGAUGAAGAUGCAAAGCCUCCCGGACACCUUGAGUGAAAAUUAGAGAUACACUUCUCACCACCAUGGUACGAAUUGUUGCAUUAGGACUGUUUUGUUCUGAUAUCACGUCUAACAAUACGGAAUGUUGUUGAGCGCUUUGACUGUUUCACUCACUUAGAAAGUUGGAUGAACCCUGGUUGAUCAGUUAUUGAUGGAUUCUCUGCAUGCAUGUAAAAGGUUUGCUGCCAAUUUUACAAUCAAUGAUAUUUCUGUAUUUAGCAGCAUUUUGCUUUGUUCUGCUUCUUUAAGACUGUGAGACAUGGUGAUUAAAGAUGGGGGAAAGGAGAGGACCUCACGCGUUCCAUCACUGGUAUUUUUAAAAAUAAUAACUUGUGUUCCGUGGUACCGCUACGUCAGUAAUGUAGAUAUCAAGUGUAGAGUUUUGGGCGAGAGUUAAGUUAGUUGAUAAUCUUGUAAGUUAUCAUCAACUGAGGUGAUUAGGGCAUAUGUUACCUGUGGGUAUUCACCGUCUGCUCCUUCAGGUCAUGUUAACUGGAUUCAGGCUACAAGUUGGUAGGUAUUCACGUCUUAUUAAAGUAUGGAAUCUCUGACUGUUGGUCUGGUUAGAGUCCAUAUGACAACUGAAAUCAAAUGUAUGAAAUCCUAGGUGAUAUGGCUUAGAAUUGAUCUCGAUAGCGCAGGCGGGUCGAAUCAUUAUAUUACCCUAAUCAUCAAGUGUUAACUCGUUAUUGUUUCACCCGUUCUUAUUUCUUUUUAAAACUUCGGAUAAUUUUUUCUUCUUUUGUCUUUGUUUUCUGUCUUUCUACUUUGUGUCGUGAUGUAAAGUAUGGCUGGAAACUUUAUACUGUUGUGCAGAAAUGCUAAACCUCAAGUUGAUAUUGACUACAUUCAUUUUUACUUCCACAUAAAUGUAAUCAUAUAUUGACUGUUGUGUAUCACCUACUGUAGAUAUCAGACAAAUGAGAAUGCAUACUAAUUAAAUACUGGUUUUCAUAACCUUAGAAUGUAAGUAUAUUAAAGUUGUUAUAUGUUGU
Molecule: messenger RNA, 5594 nt
Organism: Heterobilharzia americana
Lineage: Eukaryota; Metazoa; Platyhelminthes; Trematoda; Strigeidida; Schistosomatidae
Source: the annotation of a GenBank genome assembly